GACGGACAAGGGCCCCAGCAGUCCCAUCUGUCCGUUCUUACAAGUUUCCCCACCCCGGACCUAGGUAUAUGCAAAUUCACGUUAACUUGCGUUUUGCCACCGCCGCUGGCCCAACUUAGAAGCUGACUGAGGACUCUUUUUGCCCAAGAAUGCUUCGAUAUCCAUAUUUUUGUAAAAUGCAUAAAGGACUGUUUUCAUACUUUGUGGAAUUUGGUGCAUUUCAUUUGGGUGUCUGUCCCCAAACAAUGCACACUACAGCAAGAGCAUAUGCUGAAUUUGAAGCCUUGGAGGAGAAAGCUCCGUGUGGCACCCAGAAGGGACAGAGACCAGAAGACAAAGAUUCUGAAGCCAUGGCUGAGUUGCACAUUCCAGUAAUGGUGAAUGAAGUUGUUCAUUGUUUGACACCACAAAAAGGGCAGGUUUUUCUAGAUAUGACAUUUGGUUCAGGAGGGCACACAAAAGCCAUUCUGCAAAUGGAACCAGAUAUUACUGUCUAUGCCUUAGACCGAGACCCAACAGCCUAUGCUAUAGCUGAGCAGCUUUCAGAAGAGUAUCCGAAGCAGAUCCAGGCUAUGUUGGGCCAAUUCAGCCAGGCAGAGGCUUUGCUAAUGAAAGCUGGAGUGCAGCCAGGGACUAUCGAUGGAAUUCUUUUGGAUCUUGGGUGUUCCUCCAUGCAACUUGAUGCCCCUGAGCGAGGUUUCUCCCUUCGGAAGGAUGGCCCCUUGGACAUGAGGAUGGAUGGAGACAGGUACCCUGACAUGCCUACUGCCGCUGAUGUUGUGAAUGCCUUAGAUCAACACGCACUUGCUUCCAUCCUAAGAGCAUAUGGAGAGGAGAAGCAUGCCAGGAAAAUUGCUUCUGCAAUCAUUCAAGCGCGCAGCAUAUAUCCUAUCUCUAGAACGCAGCAGCUUGCCAGUGUUGUUGCAGGUGCCUUUCCUCCCUCAGCCAUCUAUGCAAGAAAAGACUUGCUACAAAGAUCCACCCACAUUGCUACCAAGACUUUCCAAGCCCUUCGCAUAUUUGUGAACAACGAACUCAAUGAACUCUAUAUCGGACUGAAGACAGCACAGAAAUUUCUGAAAACUGGUGGUCGCCUUGUUGCCCUAUCCUUCCAUUCUUUAGAAGAUCGCAUUGUCAAACGAUUUUUGCUUGGGAUAAGCAUGACAGAAAGAUUUAACCUAAGCAUUAGACAGAAGGUGAAGCAAAUGUCUCAGCAAGAUUCCGAUCAUGAGGUUGAGGGGAGAAGCUCUGAAAGAGCUCCUCUGAUGUGGGAACCCAUACACAGGAAGGUGCUUACUCCUGGAGAUCGAGAUGUCCAAGAUAACCCCAGAGGGCGCUCAGCCAAGCUCAGAGCAGCUAUCAAAUUAUGAGGAUCUUAUUAUUUGAUCCUCAAAUUUUCCCUCAAUAUUUUUAUUUUUUUCUAAUUUAAAACCAUGUUUCUGAAUAGUUUAAUGCAAUGUAAAGUAUGAGGAAGUCUGGAAAUUAAUGGUAUAUGGCUUUUUUUCCUCUGAAGAAAAUGUAGGAAGUUUUAAGAUGACCUAAAAAAAGCCUUACACCCAGGGAGCAGGGAGUGUCAAAAGUGAAAAUUAUGCAUUGAUCUAUGCAUUUUAUUUGAAUUAUAAAAUGAAAUCUCUUCUUUGAUGAGGAAAUAGAAAAACUAUAACAUUAUGUUAAUCUUAAUUGUGAGCUCAAACUGUCCAAGAGAAUGAUAACCAUAUCUGUAUUCCCUAAAUUUCAAAUUAAGAUAGUCACAUUUGCAGUGGAUAUUCUAUGGCUCAAAUAAUUCAUGAUGAUCAUGGAACAAUUUAUAAUUUUUCCUACCAUAGCCUUUUCAAAUGUAAGCUUUUUAUAAAUUGUAAUUUUCCAACAUUAUUUAAAAUAUGCCUUACUGAUGAUUUUCACUAGGGAAAUCAUAGCUCAUUACUUUAAAGGAUUUUUUUGGUAUGAUCCAUGUUUCAUGUAUUUCAAAGUAAGCAUGUGGAAUUGUCCUAACAGCCCUCAUAGAAAAUUUGAGGUACAGAACUUAUAUUUUCUGUCAAUUGUAUCUAUUGCACUAAUGUACAAUACCUUAGUAAACAAUAUAAUUUCUUGUUUGCAACUUGUGGUUUUGUUUAUUUAAUUUUU
Molecule: messenger RNA, 2124 nt
Organism: Acomys russatus (golden spiny mouse)
Lineage: Eukaryota; Metazoa; Chordata; Mammalia; Rodentia; Muridae
Gene: Mettl15
Product: methyltransferase like 15
Exons: 6
Coding region: 150-1370 (406 amino acids)
Biological process (GO): rRNA base methylation
Molecular function (GO): rRNA (cytosine-N4-)-methyltransferase activity
Source: RefSeq, a predicted model, not a curated record